Molecule: messenger RNA, 1776 nt
Organism: Teleopsis dalmanni
Lineage: Eukaryota; Metazoa; Arthropoda; Insecta; Diptera; Diopsidae
Exons: 8
Coding region: 95-1609 (504 amino acids)
Source: RefSeq, a predicted model, not a curated record
UGAUUUCGCGCUUUGGUCGUAGUUUGACGAUAGGAACAAAGUUUGUGACAGAGAAUUUAAUCCAAAAAGAGCUGCGAAUAUUCUAAAACGUAAAAUGAAACGUAACGAGUUAAAUACUAAUCGGAAUAAACCGAUAGGUGCAAAAAUAUGGGUACAAACCAAACUGCCGUUUGUACCAGUAGGUACGUUUGAAGGAGCAGCCGAAGCCACACGCGAAAUGCAUAAGUAUGGGAAUGAAUCGUGCAAUGAUGUUGAGAAUCUACAAAACCAUCAAGAGCAAGACCAAGUUGAUGGCGAUUCGGCCGACGACACAUCCAACAAGUUGUGGCCGGAGGAUUUACAUUUAAUAUUACCAUCAGAAACAGAAACGGCAUCAGAUCACGAAUUGGAAGGUAUAACUAAUAACCCAGCUACAUGUCAGGAACAGGACCAAACGGAAGUCAUAACACAAAGUCCAGUCAAACAAGAAGCUAUUAGUAUUGGUGAUGAUAAUUGGCCAUAUGGAAGUGUAAUAUUACCAUCAGAAACAGAAACGGCAUCAGAUCACGAAUUGGAAGGUAUAACUAAUAACCCAGCUACAUGUCAGGAACAGGACCAAACGGAAGUCAUAACACAAAGUCCAGUCAAACAAGAAGCUAUUAGUAUUGGUGAUUAUAAUUGGCCAUAUGGAAGUGUAAUAUUACCAUCAGAAACAGAAACGGCAUCAGAUCACGAAUUGGAAGGUAUAACUAAUAACCCAGCUACAUGUCAGGAACAGGAACAAACGGAAGUCAUAACACAAAGUCCAGUCAAACAAGAAGCUAUUAGUAUUGGUGAUGAUAAUUGGCCAUAUGGAAGUGUAAUAUUACCAUCAGAAACAGAAACGGCAUCAGAUCACGAAUUGGAAGGUAUAACUAAUAACCCAGCUACAUGUCAGGAACAGGAACAAACGGAAGUCAUAACACAAAGUCCAGUCAAACAAGAAGCUAUUAGUAUUGGUGAUUAUAAUUGGCCAUAUGGAAGUGUAAUAUUACCAUCAGAAACAGAAACGGCAUCAGAUCACGAAUUGGAAGGUAUAACUAAUAACCCAGCUACAUGUCAGGAACAGGAACAAACGGAAGUCAUAACACAAAGUCCAGUCAAACAAGAAGCUAUUAGUAUUGGUGAUGAUAAUUGGCCAUAUGGAAGUGUGACAGAAGUAAUAAAAUCCUUGUUUUCUGUAAAAAAGGAUUCAUGUAAACGUGUAAAAAGAAGGGGUCCUUGUAUUAAAUUUUUUUAUUUCUAUGAUGAUCCACAGCAAUCAUAUUAUGGCACCUGGAGCAAACGAAGUAGUAUAAUAAGCCCAAGGCAACCGUUUGCAAAAGAUUUAGAAGUUUGCGAUUAUAGGUAUGAGUUUGGUUACGAGUGGAAAGAGAAGGCUUUGAGGAAAAACGAAGAAGAAUUGCAAUACGAAGACGACGCCAUCACUAUUGAAGCUCAGAAUAUUGCAGAAGAUCCAAAAAUAGGCCAGAACAGCAAGAAAAUGAAAGGUGGAAUUUUGGGAUGCUUUUGGGCUGUCGAAAAUGGUAACAAGCCAGAUGGAUGUCCACAAGAAAUUUGGGACGAAUUCAAUAAGAAUGCCAUGUUAUAAAAAAAAUAAUCUUUUAACAAAUAUUAUUGUCAAAUGUAGACCUUUAGCAGACUGUGAACAAUCAUUUAUUAAGUCUACAAGUUGAUUUUAACCUAGAAGUUAAAUAACUUAUAUGGAUGCUUGGUAUUACUUUUAUUAUAAACCAGCUGUCAUAUUUUUCAUUUUCA